AUGAUAAGAGCUGCUGUGGCCAAGAUCAAAAGGCGCCUAUUGCAGCAGAAGCCCCAGCUUGAUAUCGACAAGUUUUCAGUUGUCACAGAGGGAAAGGCUUCUAUACUUUUCCCAGAGAAAGAAACGGUUUUCUACAACCCAAUCCAGCAGUUUAACAGAGAUUUGAGUGUAACAUGCAUUGAAGCAUGGGACAAUUUGUAUGGUCAACCACAGCGAUCAAAGCGAGGUAAGAGCAAGAAAAGAGCAUUUGACGGAGGAAAAUUGGGCACUAAGAGAAGAAAACUUGCAGAUGGAACCCCAGAACCGCAGGAUAAUGAUGCUUAUAUCAAUAUUCUGGAGGCUCUGUCUGCGACAGGGCUGCGUGCUAUUCGGUAUGCGCGCGAAAUUCCAAACGUUAAGCAAAUUGUCGCCAACGACCUGCUUCCGCAGGCCGUUGACUCAAUCAGGCGAAACAUAGAGUACAAUGGGGUAGCUGACAAGGUUACAGCUAACCAGGACGACGCGAAUGUCUUUAUGUACAAAAGCAAAGCCGUCAACAGACGUUUCCAUGUCAUAGAUCUUGACCCGUACGGCACCGCCACUCCGUUUAUCGAUGCCAGCAUGCAAACCAUCGAAGAAGACGGGCUGAUGCUCGUGACUUGUACCGAUUUAUCCGUUCUUGCAGGAAACGGGUACCCUGAAAAGUGUUUUGCGCUAUACGGCGGCGUCAACAUGGCAGGCCACGACGCUACGCACGAAAGCGCGCUGCGGUUGGUCUUGAAUCUGCUGGGCCAGUCUGCUGCGAAAUACAAGAAACAUAUCGAGCCACUAUUAUCGUUGAGCAUCGAUUUUUACGUGCGCGUGUUCGUCAAAGUCAAGACAAGCCCCGCGGAGGUCAAGAACUUGCAGCACAAUACCAUGCUCACCUACAUGUGUUCUGGGUGCGGGUCGUACUAUAACCAACCUUUGGGACGCCAGAGCGAGCGCCAGUCCAAAAAGGGUAAGCCCUACGUCAAGUACUCGUUGGCGCAAGGUCCACCGGUAGACCGGCGAUGCCAUUUCUGCGGUGGUGCGCACCAUGUUACUGGGCCCAUGUACGCUGGGCCUCUGCACAACAAGGCUUUUAUAGACGAGGUUUUGAGAAUCAAUAGAGACGUCCACACUGACGAGACUUACAAGACGCGCAAGAGAAUUGAGGGAAUGCUGACGUUGGCCCAACAUGAGCUCGACAAUCCGUUUUAUUUCACGCCAAACAGAGUCUCGUCGAUUCUCAAGUUCCAAGUACCGAGUUUGAAGACGGUGGUGGCUGGUUUGGGUUCAUUGGGCUAUAGUUGCUCUCUGACGCACGCACAACCUUCAUCGCUCAAGACCGAUGCACCUUGGGACGCUAUUUGGUACGUCAUGAAGCGUUACUGUCUGGACAACAACCUGUGCAACGUCGAGAAACUGAACAAGAACAGCUACGGCUACAAAAUUCUAACCAACGAAUCUAUUUCUAAUGGCAAAGGGUCCGAUACGUUGUCUUUUGAUCCUAACGACCAAAGCGGCCGUGUUGAGUCGCUCAGAAAGCUUAAAAUCGUUAGAUAUCAAGAAAAUCCUACAGAGAACUGGGGCCCAAAGGCCCGUCCUCACUAG
Messenger RNA from Lachancea mirantina, 1614 nucleotides. Lineage: Eukaryota; Fungi; Ascomycota; Saccharomycetes; Saccharomycetales; Saccharomycetaceae. The record is from the annotation of a GenBank genome assembly.